AUGUGGGACUGCUCUCCUAAUGUCGAUCGGAGUGCACCCGGCAGGCGUGCCGGUCCGCGGGACACCGAAGGUCGUCCCCGAAACCAUGAGGCAUGGUUCCGGGGACACGCCGCGGGUCCACGGUGCCCCUCCGGACAACAGUCCGUGGGACACCGCUUCCCCGCCCUCCUCGGCCGGUUUCCCGGCUUGGCCACUCCUUGGCCAUGUGGGCUCUUAGUCGGCGGGCCCUCCGGAGACAUCCGGAUUGCCCGCCUUAAGCCCCCUCACCACGUCAAGGUGGCCCACGCGAGGGGGACCGUGGCUCUAGGCUGGAUCCAGGACCAUCCGUCGCGAUGGCACACUUUCGUGGCGAACCGCGUGGCCGAAAUCCAGACCACGGUCGCGAGCGCCGGGUGGCAUCACGUUCCGGGACGCGAAAAUCCGGCUGAUUGUGCCUCCCGGGGGCUCUCUCCGGGAGACCUUAUAAACUUUCAAUUGUGGUGGCGUGGUCCGCCGUGGUUGGAGUACGAUGUUUCAGAGUGGCCUACUGCCGCUGGUUCCAACCCGCGGGUCGACCUGCCCGAGGAGAGGAUCCGCGUUCACGCCACGGAGUCCGUCGCUGCUGCACCGGAAGAGGCUGAGGAGCUGCUGAGAUUCUCAUCCCUCCACCGACUGCUUCGCGUUACCGCCUGGUGCCGUCGUUGGGUGUUGCGCGGAGGAUCUGGGGUCGGUCCCGUACAUCCGGCAUUGCCGCUGCCUCUCGAGGGGGUCUUGUCGGUUGGCGAACUGGAAGCGGCCCGUUUGGUCUGGGUCCGGGCCGCGCAGAUGUCUCAUUACUCCGCCGAGAUGAGAGCAGUCGAGUUGAGCCGGGCGUUGUCCAAGUCAAGUAAGCUUAUUCGGCUGAGUCCGUUCCUAGACGCGCAGGGCAUACUCCGUGUCGGCGGGCGGCUGGGGCACGCGGUGCUGUCAUACGACGAGCGGCAUCCGGUCAUCUUGCCCGACGACUCUCACUUCACUCACCUAAUCGUGGCCACUUGCCAUCGGCGAGCUCUCCACGGCGGAGUGCAGUUGACGUUGAGUCUCGUCCGCCAACAAUAUUGGAUUCCGCGCGGUCGCUCGGUCAUGAAAAGGGUUAUCCGGCGGUGCGUAACCUGCGUAAGGUGGCGAGCAGCCAGCCCUCAGCAGCGAAUGGCUGAUCUUCCGCGAGAAAGAGUUGCGCGAGCGCGAGCGUUCCUUCAGACCGGCGUCGAUUACGCCGGACCUAUCCAGCUGCGAGCCGGCAAGGGUCGAGGCCAGCGGGCCUUUAAAGCUUUCGUGGCAGUCUUUAUCUGUCUCUCCACUCGAGCCGUUCAUUUGGAAGUCGUGUCCGACUACUCCGCGGGCGCGUUCCUCGCGGCUUUACGGCGCUUCAUCUCCCGCCGCGGUAUUUGUUGCACCCUUUUCAGCGACUGCGGUACGAAUUUUGUCGGCGCUGACGCGCAGCUCCGGGCAAUGUUCUCCGCCAGCAGCCCGGUAUUGCAGCAGAUCAAGGCGCGGACCGCUACCGAGGGCAUAUCGUGGCGUUUCAACCCGCCGUCGCCGUCGGCGCCGCACUUCGGCGGCAUUUGGGAAGCGGCCGUUAGGUCCCUCAAAUAUCACCUGAGACGAGUACUGGGCGACCACAAGCUCACCUUCGAGGAAAUGAGCACCCUACUCGCUCAGGUUGAGGCGUGUCUAAACUCUCGACCGCUCCAGGCCUUAUCGGACGACCCUGACGACCUAACUGCCCUAACGCCGGGUCAUUUUCUGGUGGGUUCAGCCCUGACGGCCAUCCCAGAGCCGUCGCUUCGGGAUCCGCCGAUGAACCGCCUUACACGCUGGCAGCUCUUACAGCACAUGCGCGACCAUUUCUGGGAACGAUGGGCGAAGGAGUACCUGCACUCUCUGCUACAUCGACCCAAAUGGCAUACCAGGAAGGAGGAUCUACGGGUCGGACAAUUAUGUCUCGUAAGGGGAGACAACACUCCCCCCACUCGGUGA
Messenger RNA from Vollenhovia emeryi, 1998 nucleotides. RefSeq lists its product as uncharacterized. Gene Ontology annotation, molecular function: nucleic acid binding. The transcript has 2 exons. Gene Ontology annotation, biological process: DNA integration. The record is from RefSeq and is a predicted model, not a curated record. Lineage: Eukaryota; Metazoa; Arthropoda; Insecta; Hymenoptera; Formicidae. The coding region runs from base 1 to 1998 and encodes 665 amino acids.